CCUUCCUGUAUCAGACUUUGUAAAGGCACUGUAUAGUAUAAGUCACUGAGUGGUCAUGAAAUGCGGUCCGCUAAACUCCUAAAGCGGCGGGCGCUGCUUUGCUCAGCUGUCCGGACUCGAGCUGGGCGUGCGUCUUCCUCGCUUACUCUGCGGUCACGUGGUCUUUAAUGGGCUCGAGGCACACAAUCGCCAGUCUGUUCAGUGACGCCGCGCGCUCGCGUUUGUGGCUAUUUGUCCUGUGUCGGAUCAGAAUCUCGUUAAGACUUGUUACAGGCUCACUGGAGUUAGCGCAGGCUGUGGAAAGGGCGUUUGCGAAAGGCGACUGUCCAGCUCUGCAAGGGAGCCUUACAGCAGGAAGUUCCAGGUGAAGACGGCCAACGCCCAUAUACAGGUGUAGAAUUAUGAGCCUCCUCUCAAGUGCCGUUACUCGGGGGUACAACACAGAAUACUGGGAAUGGGAUCCCAAGGCCAAGUCUCCAGCUGCCCAGCUGUCUUCAAAUCAACUUUGUGUCUACUUCCAUGUGGACUCUGCCCUGGAGAGUAGAGGGACAGCAGGGGUCAGGGGCACUAAAGGUUUCACACAUGGCGAGCACUAUUGGGAGAUUCAGUUCCUGGAACCGCUUUAUGGGACAUCAGUAAUGGUGGGAGUUGGGACAACACAAGCCCAGCUACACCUGGAGGAUUACCAGUUCAUUGAUUUACUUGGAAUGGACAAAGAGAGUUGGGGUUUGUCUUACAAGGGAUUAAUUUGGCAUGAGGGGAAGCACAGAAAAUAUACUGAGCCCUUCUAUGAAAAAGCUACCAUCAUUGGCAUUCACCUGAACUUGCAAACUGGAACACUUGAAUUUUAUAAAAAUGGCACGGGGCUGGGCCUGGCGUUCUCUGGAUUGGAUAAGGUGGGUGCCCCUCUUUAUCCCUUGGCCAGCUCUACUUCAGCAGAGACCGAACUGCAGCUUGGUUUAAGGUGCUGGCGCUUCACAUCACUUAAGGAGCACUGUCUCUAUGCUGUGCUGCAACAUAUGAAAGGGACAAGCCACAUUGACACUCUACCUCUUCCCAGAAGCAUUCGCAAUCAGCUCCAGGCUUAUAAGGAGUUGGCAAUGCCUGCUUUGAAUUUCUUAUCUUAAUAUCAUUUUGAGAUGUAGUCAUCAGUUGGAUUAUGGAUGCAAAUGGACAAGCAUGCAUUGUGGGUGGGAUGUACUGAUGACAAGACAGAUGGUAAUUUGUGUAAAACAGGCAAAUACAGCUCAGGCUCAGCCAGACAGACACAAGCUGGUGCAGUGGUGGCCAAAAAAGGAUAACACCAAAGUCCAGACAGGUACAGCCAUAUUUUCAAUAAGUGGAUGUGGGAAGCAGCAACUACGUUAGAUAAAGGUGGUAACCAACAAGAGCAGAACUUUACCAAAGUAUGCUUGGCUUAACAGAACAACACUCCAAAGUAUGGAACGAUCCCUCUUCAUCAUAAUAUAGCUGCCACAUGUUCAGAAACUUAGCACAAUAGCAACACACAUUUAGGACACACUCAGGUCUCAGUGUUUGAAGUAACACUCUAAAUUGAAGUGGAUCAAAGGAGGGAUGCUAGGUCAAAGGAACAACUUGUGCACAAAACAAUGUCCUUGUAAAGAGAAAAAUGUAUGUAUGUGUAUAUAUAACAUUUUUGUAACAGAUUAAAGAAACAAAAUUAAAUGUUUUCACAAGCUUUUUAAUACAAUAUAUAUAUAUCAAAUUACAGAAUAUAAAAAGUCACUUCUGGAAUAAAAGAGGCAAAAGUGAAGUGCAGAAUUGGUUAUUCAUGUUGGGAGUGGACAAGGUUGAAGAUCACAUAUCACAUAAAGAGGGGUCAGCAGAAGUGCAGUGGCAGCAAUCAGACAAAUGAAAACUAAACUGAGGGUGCUUCUUUGGAGUCAUACACCACCUUUACAAGAGCCAAUGAAAUUUUUGUUUUAUACUAGCUCAGCCCCUCAGUUUGUCUGGCAGUAAGUGAAAACCAUGAACAUAAAACAAAUAUAAGCAGAGGGACACGUGAGGGAACAAGAGUUUACAG
Polypterus senegalus (gray bichir) is the source of this 2044-nucleotide messenger RNA. RefSeq names its product SPRY domain-containing SOCS box protein 3. Gene Ontology annotation, molecular function: protein binding. The coding region runs from base 402 to 1127 and encodes 241 amino acids. The transcript is spliced from 5 exons. Gene Ontology annotation, biological process: proteasome-mediated ubiquitin-dependent protein catabolic process. NCBI's taxonomy places the organism in Eukaryota, Metazoa, Chordata, Cladistia, Polypteriformes, Polypteridae. Gene Ontology annotation, cellular component: SCF ubiquitin ligase complex. The record is from RefSeq and is a predicted model, not a curated record.